This is a messenger RNA of Acanthisitta chloris (rifleman), 2050 nucleotides long. It is a transcript of the gene SLC4A4, whose product is annotated as solute carrier family 4 (sodium bicarbonate cotransporter), member 4. Gene Ontology annotation, biological process: bicarbonate transport; monoatomic anion transport; transmembrane transport. Lineage: Eukaryota; Metazoa; Chordata; Aves; Passeriformes; Acanthisittidae. The transcript has 14 exons. Gene Ontology annotation, cellular component: plasma membrane; basolateral plasma membrane. The record is from RefSeq and is a predicted model, not a curated record. Gene Ontology annotation, molecular function: sodium:bicarbonate symporter activity; solute:inorganic anion antiporter activity; monoatomic anion transmembrane transporter activity. The annotation marks the transcript as partial.
GUGGAUCAAGUUUGAGGAGAAGGUAGAACAAGGUGGGGAGCGAUGGAGCAAACCACAUGUGGCCACCUUGUCCCUGCACAGCUUGUUCGAGCUGAGGACGUGUAUAGAGAAGGGCUCCAUAAUGCUGGAUAUGGAGGCCUCUUCCCUCCCACAGGUGGUGGAGAUGAUCGUUGACAAUCAGAUCGAGACGGGGCUGCUGAAAUCCGAACUGAAGGACAAGGUGACCUAUACGCUGCUCCGGAAGCACCGGCACCAGACCAAGAAAUCCAACCUGCGCUCACUGGCUGACAUUGGAAAGACAGUCUCCAGUGCAAGUAGGAUGUUUUCCAACCCCGAUAAUGGCAGCCCAGCCAUGGCUCACCGAAACCUGACAUCCAGCAGCCUGAACGACAUCUCAGACAAGCCUGAGAAGGACCAGCUGAAGAAUAAGUUCAUGAAGAAGCUGCCCCGUGAUGCUGAGGCCUCCAACGUGCUGGUUGGGGAGGUGGAUUUCCUGGAGAGCCCGUUCAUCGCCUUCGUCCGGCUGCAGCAGGCCGUCAUGCUGGGGGCCCUCACCGAGGUCCCUGUGCCCACCCGGUUCCUCUUCAUUCUGCUGGGACCAAAGGGCAAAGCAAAGUCCUAUCACGAGAUCGGCCGAGCCAUCGCCACGCUAAUGUCGGAUGAGGUAUUCCAUGACAUUGCCUAUAAAGCCAAGGACCGGCAGGACCUGAUUGCAGGCAUUGAUGAGUUUCUGGAUGAAGUCAUUGUGCUCCCCCCUGGGGAAUGGGAUCCAGCCAUUAGGAUAGAGCCCCCCAAGUCUCUCCCUUCUUCAGAUAAGAGGAAAAACAUGUACUCAGGUGGAGAAAACCUCCAGAUGAAUGGAGACACCCCUCAUGAUGGAGGACAUGGUGGUGGGGGCCACGGGGACUGCGAGGAGCUGCAGCGGACGGGCAGGUUCUGUGGAGGUUUGAUCAAAGACAUAAAGAGGAAAGCACCGUUCUUUGCCAGCGACUUCUACGAUGCUUUAAACAUCCAGGCCCUCUCAGCCAUCCUCUUCAUCUACCUGGCCACUGUCACCAAUGCCAUCACCUUUGGGGGAUUGCUUGGGGAUGCUACAGAGAACAUGCAGGGCGUGUUGGAGAGCUUCCUGGGCACAGCCGUCACCGGCGCGAUAUUUUGCCUUCUGGCUGGUCAGCCCCUGACCAUUCUGAGCAGCACAGGACCCGUCCUGGUCUUUGAGCGACUACUCUUUAACUUCAGCAAGGACAAUGACUUUGACUACCUGGAGUUCCGCCUCUGGAUCGGCCUCUGGUCAGCCUUCCAGUGUCUCAUCCUCGUGGCCACCGACGCCAGCUUCCUGGUCAAGUACUUCACCCGUUUCACUGAAGAAGGAUUCUCCUCCCUCAUCAGCUUCAUCUUCAUUUAUGAUGCUUUCAAGAAGAUGAUCAAGCUGGCAGAUCAUUAUCCCAUCAACUCCCAGUUCAAGGUGGACUAUAUCACGCAUUUCUCUUGUGCCUGUGAACCACUAGACCCAGUUAAUAGCUCAUUAUUUAACGGCACAACGGUGCCGCCAACCGAUGAGCUCCUCUCUUCCUCCACUGACUCGUACAACACCACCAUUGACUGGUCAGCUCUGACAGCCAAGGAUUGCUUGAAGUACGGGGGACAGCUCGUGGGCAACAACUGUGACUAUGUCCCUGACAUCACCCUCAUGUCUUUCAUCCUCUUUUUCGGCACUUACACCUGCUCCAUGGCCCUGAAGAAAUUCAAGACCAGUCGCUAUUUUCCCACCACUGCCCGGAAGCUUAUCAGUGACUUUGCCAUUAUCCUGUCCAUUUUCAUUUUCUGUGGAAUAGAUGCCCUGGUAGGUGUGGACACACCAAAACUAAUUGUGCCAAGUGAAUUCAAGCCAACCAGUCCUGAGAGGGGUUGGUUUGUCCCACCUUUUGGAGGGAACCCAUGGUGGGUGUACCUGGCAGCAGCCAUCCCUGCACUGCUGGUGACCAUCCUCAUCUUCAUGGACCAGCAGAUCACUGCUGUCAUUGUCAACAGGAAGGAGCACAAGCUCAAG